AUGGCAUUGCCACUGAUUUUAAAAGGAUUAAUAAAUGAUAGUUUACAAGUAUCAAAAGAUACAAUUCCUUUAAAUGAUACUAAAUAUAUUAAAUUCUUGAAAUAUUUUGAGAAAGAAUAUAUUAAUCGUACAUCUGUAGAAUUGUGGCAUCAUGGAAAUAAUGAUAUGAAAACAAAUAAUUCUCUUGAAGGUUAUAAUUUUCGAUUGUUAACACGGUUUGGAUUACAUCCUUUUAUUUGGGAAUUUUUACAUUUUCUUAAAGACGAAGAAGCACUAGUAUCGCACAGAAUUACACAAUUGAAAGAAGGGCAGACAAAAAUAAAAAAACAUUUAUUAAAUUUGGAACAUUUAUUUACUUCAGAAUCUAUUGAUUUAAAAGAAUAUUUGAAAUCUACUUCAUUCAUGGUUGGUAAAAUUGAAAGACAAAAUAUAACGGCAAUUAAUGCUGAUUAA
Molecule: messenger RNA, 453 nt
Organism: Adineta steineri
Lineage: Eukaryota; Metazoa; Rotifera; Eurotatoria; Adinetida; Adinetidae
Source: the annotation of a GenBank genome assembly